CGGACAGCCUUGCAUUUCAGUCUUGCAUUUCCCUCUUUAGAUCGAGGCCACCGCCAUGGAUAGGAACCCCCCUGAUGGCACAGGCCCUGUGCACGUGCCUUUGGGGCACGUUGUUGCCAAUGAGAAAUGGCGUGGGUCGCAGCUGGCACAGGGCAUGCAAGGGAAAAUUAAACUUGUUUUUGAGGAUGGCCUAGCACCGGUAGAUUUUUACUUGUCUGUCAGAUCCUGCAUUCUUUAUGUCACAGAAGCCGAUUUGGUGGCAGGAAACAGCUACCGAAAGAGGCUGGUUCGCGUUAGAAAUUCCAGUAAUCUUCAAGGAAUUGUGCUAGUUGAAAAAACGCCGACGAGUGAACAAUACUUCCCAGCCAUACAGAAGUUUACUGUGCUGGACCUUGGGAUGGCGUUGCUUCCGGUGGCCAGCCAGAUGGAAGCGUCCUGCAUCAUUAUCCAGUUAGUUCAAGAGCAAACCCAAGAGCCCAGGAAGAACCCUUUUCUCAGGAAGAAACCGGCUCAGCUCUCUGAGCCGUUCCUACUUCGAACCGUGCAGCAGAUCCCAGGAGUUGGGAAAGUUAAAGCGUCCCUGCUGCUUCAGGAGUUCCCGAGUAUCCAGCAGCUAAGUCAUGCUCCCGUCCAGGGACUGGAGCAGGUCGUUGGGCAGGCGGCAGCACAGCAAAUUCACGCGUUCUUCACACAGCCCAGGUGACCGCUCUUCUCACAGCGUCUGCUGCGGGCUCUCCUCUACACCCAACUACAGGCUCUUGUUUUCUUCUCAUAUUUAAAAAUCAAGAAAAAAAAAAGAGAUUUCCUCUCACAACUAGUGAAAGAUGAGGGGAGGCCUGAGUGGACCCUGCCAGCCGUCCUGUGCGGCUCCCUGUGGGCUGUCCUUUCAGGUGGUGCUGCCCUGGCUCUGCUGCCAUGAAGAGGGCCAGCGGCGAUCUUCCCAAGAGAGUCCCUUGAAUUAGAGACUCUCAGAUUGAUUAAAAAAAAAAAAAAGCCAGCUUGGGCAGAUUUGAAUGUGUGACCUUGACCUACAUCUGUAAUGGAAAGGUCGUAUCAGGUUGCAGUGGAUAUGACCUUCUAAAGGAGACAAACCUACAAUGAAGCACUGUGUACCAUAAGCCCCUUGUUCCUGGUGGCAAAGCCACUGUCCUUCAGGUCUGGUCUUACUAUGCCUGUGCCUUGCGGGUUGCUGCCAUUGUAAAUAAAGUGUACAGCCUUGGUGUUCCCUCCCUCAAUCGCUUCCUUUACGGUGGCUGCCGUUUGUUUAUAAUCACCGGGCACAUCUGAACACAGAAAGCCUGGA
Eptesicus fuscus (big brown bat) is the source of this 1303-nucleotide messenger RNA. It is a transcript of the gene FAAP24, whose product is annotated as FA core complex associated protein 24. Gene Ontology annotation, cellular component: Fanconi anaemia nuclear complex. Gene Ontology annotation, biological process: interstrand cross-link repair. The record is from RefSeq and is a predicted model, not a curated record. NCBI's taxonomy places the organism in Eukaryota, Metazoa, Chordata, Mammalia, Chiroptera, Vespertilionidae. Gene Ontology annotation, molecular function: chromatin binding. Bases 56 to 703 code for a protein of 215 amino acids. The transcript is spliced from 4 exons.